Messenger RNA from Plectropomus leopardus (leopard coralgrouper), 2082 nucleotides. RefSeq names its product tumor necrosis factor receptor superfamily member 5-like. Gene Ontology annotation, molecular function: protein binding. The record is from RefSeq and is a predicted model, not a curated record. Lineage: Eukaryota; Metazoa; Chordata; Actinopteri; Perciformes; Serranidae.
UUGUGGUCAUUUAGAAUAUCUUCCUGGGUGGCAUGUGUUAAUAUGUAUUAAAUGCUGCAGUUGAAUUUCACUACAGCACCCGAAAGUUGGGGCCCUUGGGCCUUGGCCCGGAAGGCCUGUUCAGUAAUGCAUCCAUGACUAUAGACUUUUCAUUUAGUGAUAUGACAGAGAUACAUUUACUUUAUCUCAAAUUAUUCUCAGAUCAUGACAUCAGGACACAGUCUUUGCAUUUUUCCCAUCUUAAAAACACUUAGGGGAAAAUUAUCACAGACCUAACACCUUGCUGGCUAUUUCAGGUCUCUUUUUUUCAUUAAUAUUUUGAGGGGGCAGUUUGGCCUUCACUUUGACAGUUCUUAGUAAAGUAGGACAGAAAAAAAUAAGAAAAGCAUUAGAGAAGAUGUGUGUUGUAAGUUUGCAUAUCAGAUACAGAGACCCACAGGACAUUUAGUGUUAGAUGUGAUGAAGUCAUAGAUUCCAGUAAAUGAGAAGCCAGAUUGAUGUAAUCUAAAUAUGAGUUUCAUUUUAGGCAAGAGAGAACUGGAAACAAGUUCAUUACACCACAGAAAAAACAGUUUUAUGUUGGUCUGUUGGUCAGUCAGACGAACACCUCAUUUAAUACUUCCUAAAGCAUUAUCGCCUUCAUUUAGCUGCCAUUUGCUCAAUUCAGCCUUGCUUUACGCACGUGGAAGUGGUUUGACCUUUUGAAUGGCGACUCUACAACUCAUCCGCAAACCACACAAAACGCCCACACAGGUACAGUACAGUUCCUUAAAUACUUCACAAAGGACACUAAUGCUGCUGUCAAACCCUCUUUGGCAGAAGUGUCGACAUGCACAUCAUCAGCAUGCUUCUCUUACCGGGGCUGUUCUUGCUCUUUGGUGUUGAAUCCGUUCCCACCUUUGUGCACCAAGAUGCCGCCGGGAAUACCCUCAUCUGCAACAAGUGUCAACCGGGCACGUACAUGGUUGCUUACUGCACCGCUACCACGCCCACCAAGUGCGAGCCCUGCAAAAGCCAGCAUUUCACUGAGCUGUGGAACUACCUGCCCAAGUGUCUGUACUGCUACAACUUCUGCACUGAGAACCAGGAGGUGGAGACAGAGUGCAGCGCGACCACCAACAGGGUCUGUCGCUGCAAAGAGGGUUUCUAUAUGACCGGUGACUUCUGCAUGAGACAUGCAGAGUGCGGACCAGGACACGGUGUUAAAACGAAAGGUACGCCGCAAACUAACACUGUUUGUGAAAGCUGCUCCGAUGGCUACUUCUCUGCCUCAUCUUCUGCGCUGGAGUCGUGCGUAAAACACCAGGAAUGUGCAAGCGGACAGAUUGCGCUACUCCCUGGAUCAGUUACCCACGACAAAAUGUGUGGCUCCUGCGAGGAUCUUGCAAACGGAGGUGAGACUCUCAGAGCUUUCGUGUCAGGAUUCUUCAGUAUGCACAGGAUGCGCGUGGCUAAAAUGAAGACAUUUGUUUCCACGUAUAUUCAUAAGUCGGGAGCGGGAACUCUCCCCAAACAUAGAGGUCCUCUCAUGGAUCAGAUCAGAGCGUGGAUUGCCCAGGCUCCAGAUGAGCAGCUGAAGAAACUGCCACAGAUGCUGAAGGAAUCCCAGCUCUGCUCCAUGACUGAAAAACUAGGGAAGAUAGUCGGUGACAUCCAGCAGCAGAGCCCAAACUGCACUUCACCAUUCGUUGUGUAAAUGUAGGCUGACAGAGUCCAUGGCACAAAUAUUAACAAAGUACCUCUUACUCAUAUUUGGCAUUUUUGCCCACUUGAAAACAAAUAUUUUAAGUUAUUUGUCAUUUGCAUGUUAAUUGAGAGUAUAUGCUCAACCUUAAACUGACAGGAAUAUUUAAUAGAUGGGGGUGAAAACUGACGAACUGUUCUUACUUGUCACUUGGGAGAAAUAUGCAAAUAUUUUAACAUCAUAUUGUGACAUUACAUAAUGGGUAGUACAUGAUACUUGUAUUUCAAAGUGAGCUAUAUCUAAAAUAAAUGCUGUCAUAGAAAUAAAUGAAAAUCUGUAAAGUUGUGUCACAUCAAACUGAUAACUAAGCAGCUAAAUAAAGUAGAAUGAUAUGUUUU